AUGAAUGCCAGCACCACCCCCGCGUGCUGCUCGUCGAGGUACGGUCUGUCCCUGCUCUCCUGUUAUGGUUUCUUUGUGGCUUACGCCCUUAGGGUCAACCUCAGUGUUGCCAUGGUUGACAUGCGUAACACAGAUGCCAGCGGCAACACCAGCACAUCAGUGUGUCCUGCACACCCCAGCCCUGCUCGCCCCAAGCACAACCACACUGCCAGUGUGUACGACUGGGACUCUGAGACCCAGGGCUGGAUCCUGGGCUCCUUCUUCUACGGCUACAUCCUGACUCAGAUCCCAGGGGGCUACCUGGCAAGCAAGUAUGGGGCCAAAUGGCUGCUGGGCCUAGGAAUCCUGGGAACUGUAAUCUUUACCCUCCUCACCCCCAUGGCUGCCGAAUUGGAUUACUUCUCAGUGUGUCCUGAGUCUGUGCCCAGUCGUAACCCAGGGAUAUUUUUGUUUGUCAACAGGGAGUGACGUUUCUCCCCAUGCACGCCAUGUGGGCAUCUUGGGCCCCACCAAUGGAGAGGAGCCGAUUGCUCACCAUUGCUUACACUGGUAUUGCACACCUAACCCACCCUGCACACACAUUUCUUAUUCUGGGGACUCACUCAUGUUUGCAUGUGUAGUAU
Molecule: messenger RNA, 623 nt
Organism: Salvelinus fontinalis (brook trout)
Lineage: Eukaryota; Metazoa; Chordata; Actinopteri; Salmoniformes; Salmonidae
Product: sialin-like
Exons: 3
Coding region: 1-468 (155 amino acids)
Biological process (GO): monoatomic anion transport; transmembrane transport
Molecular function (GO): transmembrane transporter activity
Source: RefSeq, a predicted model, not a curated record